UUUGAACACCACGUGUGUGGUAUUAGGAGCGCACGGUGAGGAUCCCUGAACGUCUGCCGUGUCGACGCCGUGUAAGAGCACGUGUCAUAGUGAGCGUAGCGCUGUCAGAGUCUACCAGCCCGCUCACAAGCACUCAGUCCUCCAGCGCCUCAUCAGGACCAGGCUGCUGUGACAUCACUCACUCCGACGCCUCCUGAUUGGCCAGUCUUUGGGGAAGGGGGGGCGGAUUGUUCUUGCAGCUUACAGUGAAAAAUGCAUAGAAAGAGGGAAGAUGAGGCAGAGGGUCUGUGAGAGGGAAAGAGGGAGAGGGAGCAGGAAAGAUUGAUGCUGAGGCAAGCCGGCACUGCGCAACACUCACACACACACACACAAACACACACAAAUAUGUUCAGUAUCACGGGUAUUCUCACAUCACACUCCCCAGCUGCUUAACAGCCGGGAAAAACAGUCUGACUGAGUCCGCAGCCUGUUACUGCAGGACGGGACAGAGGACAGCAGGACGUGGAGACGGAUACCUGGGAGCGCUGCUUCUCUGCAUCACCUCAGGGGCGACAGCUCCUCCGCUGUCACCCCUGAAGGUCUCCGGGAACUCUUUUAAGACGCCUCCACAAAAAGAGGCAGCAAGGGCAGGAGCAAGGGCAAGUGUCCUGGAUGCCCUCUGGAGACACUCAUGAUAGUCCGGAGUGCAAGAUGGAAGGAAGAUUAGGAGGGGAAAGCUCCCCGAAAAAGACUCUCAACCUGGUGGCCGGAUUCUACCAUUACCUCCGCGAUGAGCAGGAGGCGGUGCAGAAAAGGACCUUCACAAAAUGGAUCAAUUCCCACUUGGCAAAGCAUGUCCCAGCUCUGGAAGUGAAGGACUUGUUUGAAGACAUCAAAGAUGGAGUAAUGCUGUUGGCUCUGCUGGAAGUUCUCUCUGGACAAAAGCUGCCAUGUGAGCAGGGCAAGAAGCUGAAGAGGAUCCACUGGGUCGCCAACAUCGGUACAGCUCUCAAGUUCCUGGAGGGUAGAAAGUCUGCCUACAGAGGAUCUCCGAUCAAGCUGGUCAACAUCAAUUCCACAGACAUCGUAGAUGGACGCCCUUCCAUAGUUCUCGGUUUGGUCUGGACAAUCAUCCUUUACUUCCAGAUUGAAGAGCUUACCAGCAGCCUACCAGAGCUUCCUCUGCUGUCCAGCAGCACCUCCUCCAUGGACAGCUCAACCAGCAGUACCGACACCACCAGUCCACCCGUCAAAAGGAGACCCCCGCCGCCCGUGCAGGGUGGCGCCAGAAAGGCCUUACUCAGAUGGGUGCAGCAGACAUCCACCAAAUGCUUAGGGCUUGACGUGAAGGACUUUGGUCCCAGCUGGCGCACAGGUUUGGCAUUCUUCGCUGUCAUCAAUGCCCUCCGACCUAAUCUGGUGGACAUGGAACGAGCACGAAGGAGGCCCAAUCGGGAAAACCUGCAGGAAGCUUUCUUAUUGGCUGAGACGGAGUUGGGCGUUCCACAGCUUCUUGAUCCAGAAGAUGUGGAUGUGGACAAGCCGGAUGAGAAAUCUGUUAUGACGUAUGUAGCCCAGUUCUUGAAAUAUCAUCCCCAGCGAAAGCAGAAGGACGCACAGGGACAGCAGGAAGAAGAAGAGCAUGACCUCGCUCCUCGAGAUAUAGAAGAAAUGCUGGAGAGAGAGCAGCGAAAGACCCUGAGGGAGCUCAAAAUGUGGCUGGACCAGCUGGAGAGAGAUGCUCUGCAAACACAGGAGACUGGGGGCAGUCUUGCUCAACAGUACCAGUUGUUCAAAAGUCUUCAUGUACAGCUGGAGGUGAGGCGGAAGCAGGUGGAGGCAGCCUUACAGUCAACGCAGCGGGACGGGAUGCUAACAGUGGAUCAGGCUUUGGUUAAACAGGCUUGGGAAAGGGCAUCCAAUGUGCUUCUGGAUUGGCACCUCCACUUGGACAGAUCCCUGCCAGCUCCUCUGGAUACGGUUGGGGUUUGGCUGCAUGAGGCAGAAGGAGCGCUGCGAGACGAGACGGUCGUCCAGCAGGCGGAUGAUGUCACCGCUAAGACUGUGCACAGAGCCCUGGAGCAGCACAAGGAUGUGUUGAGGAGCCUUGAAAGUCACCAGCAGAUUUUUCAAAGAAUCCACAAAGACAGAAGUGUCGACGGAAUUCCCGUUCCUCCGGACCAACUCCAAGACAUGGCUGAACGGUUGAACUUCGUUUCCACGUCUUCUAGUGCGCAUCUGGCUAGAAUGGAGUUUCUGGAAAACAAACACCACAUGCAGGCUUUCCUCAUGAUAGCAGAGUCCAAACUAAAAUCGUGGAUCGUCAAAUAUGGCCGACAGGAAUCUGUGGAACUGAUGCUUCACAAUUACAUAUGCUUUGUUGAGAAGCAACGCUUCUUUGAAAAUUAUGAGAUGUUGUUCCGGUCACUGAAGGAGUCUGCAGAGGCUUAUGUCAGUGCUGACAGCUCAGUGGAUGAUGGCGAGCUGGGAGUGCGCCGGUUUAUGCGGGAGGUGGUGACGCAGUGGAGGAGUCUGUCCAUGGAGGUGCGCAGUGUGAGGAGCAUGCUGGAGCAGGUGCUGUUCAACUGGGAGCAGUACGCCUCCACUGUGACCUCCUUACAGGCCUGGCUGGAAGACGCAGAGGAAGCUCUGAGCCAGCCGGAGAACACUAAACGGGAGUUUUUCAGGAAUCUUGCUCACUGGAUAGAUCAGCAUGCGGCCAUGAACGACGCGGGGAAUUUUCUCAUUGAGACGUGCGACGAGACCGUUUCUCUGGACCUGAAGCAGCAGCUGCUCCUCAUGAACGGACGGUGGCGAGAGCUUUUUCUCAACGUCAAACAAUAUGCUCACUUGGAAGAGUUGGAAAAGUGGAGGAAAGACCAUCUGAAGGCUGUGUGGGCUCUGAAGGAGCUGCUGGACUCAGCAGAAGCCAAGCUAAAUGCACCUGUCCAGGUGUCUUUCCUCAGUGUUAGAAGUUUCCUGCAGGAUGUGGAGAAUACCAAGCAAAAGGUCGUCGCCAUGGAGACGCAAUACAAAUUGGCUGCCCGCAGCGCUCAGCUUCUCGCCAAGGAUGCACCACAGGAUGAAGCCACCAGGGUCAUGGCAACUAUGGCAACAGCCAAAAGUCAGCUGAGCAAGGUGAGGGAACGCUGUCCCUCUCUGGUGAAAGAGUGUCACGGCCUCCUGCCUCUGCUGGAGGAGAUGGAGAAGCACAUGAGUACUUUUUACCAAGCUUUGGAGCGGGCCACUCUCACCACGUCCGCUCAGGGGGAUGCAGGCUCACAAAAACUCAAGUGGCAGGAUUUACUAAACCAGCAGCAGAACUGCAAGCGAUGUCUGUCGGUGAUCGAGAGGAACCACCACACUCUGCAGAGGCUGAUCUCCAACAGCAAAGGCCUCAAAAACUUCGACCAGUCCCUGCUGCAGAAGAGGGUUCUAGAAAUUCAGAGCUCAGCACAGACUUUGCUGAAAGAAGUCGGGGAAUGGAGACGCCAGGAAGAGGCCAACACCUGUCUGAGGAGAAGGUUUGAGGAAUCCCGGCAUGAGCUGGAGAGAGUGUUGAAGAAAGCUCACGACUGUUUUAGAGAGACUGGAGAACCCGAGGAACUGCUUAAGAAGCACACUGAUUUCUUUGGACAGCUGGACCAGCGAGUGUUAAGUGUGUUCUUGAAGGCUUGUGAUGAACUGACAGACAUUCUCCCUCAAGAGGAGCAGCAGGGGCUUCAAGAAACAGUUCGGAAACUCCACAAACACUGGAAGGACCUCCAGGCCGAGGUGCCCUCCCAUCUCCUUCGCUUAAAUGUGCAGGUUGAGAGAAAGCGAGUCACCACCAUUCUGCAAGACUGCAGAUCGGAGCUGCAGAGAGAGCAACAAGCCCUGUCGGGCACCUGCAGCAGCGAGCGCUUGAUCCAGGAGCACAGAACUUUCUUCAGAGAACACAAACCUUUGAUGCUGUGUGAAAAAAGGAUCAAAAACAUGGAGGAACUUUGCCACAAACUGCCUGACAACGACCAGGCUUAUGGAAUGCUGGAAUCCACCAAAAGAGAAGUUUUGGAAGUUUCAGAGCAAAUAAAGAGCACUUAUCUCAAACUGGAGGAACACCCCGACAAGUGGAAAGAGUGGAAUGAGAGGUUCUGCGAGCUUUCUGAUUGGCUCUCGUCUCAGAGAAGGCAGUUGAGGCUCCUCAAAGAAACGGCAAGAAACUCGUGUCAUCAGGAGGAAAUCACUGCCGCCAUCGAGGCGCUGCAGCAGGCAGUCGAUGCCCGAGAGGAGAGCCUGGUGUGGCUGAAGGGCCGCCUCGCCGGGCUGUCUGAAGUCAGCUCAGAAGUAGAAGUCCAGAGACAGAGGGAUGCUCUGACCAAGCUUUCAACGGACCUCCGGGCGUUUUUAUCUUCACUCCGUCAGCUGAAUGAAGAGGGCUCCACCAUGUUUCAGUUUGAGGAGCUGAGGGAUGAAAUUGAUGCUGCGCGGGAGGAGCUACUGAGCCAAAGAAAGGAGGCUGAGGAGCAAAUCAGCAGGAUUUUAAAUGCUGAGAACUUUGAGGAGGCAAAACAGCUUUAUCUAAUUCACCAGAAGCACCUGAAACGUUUGCACACGAACAGGAGGGAAGCAGAGCUGCUGGUGUCUCACUGUCGUCAGCUGCAGAGCUGUGAAGAGCUGAGUCAGCCUCUGCGUGAGCUGGAGCGAGCUUUCAGCGAGGGCGACCAACAAUCUGCAAUCCAGGAAAGCAAACUGCAGGCGACUCUGAGCUCCUGGCAAAAUUUUGACAUGGAAAGAGAAGCAGUGUGGACUUUCAUCAGCAGCUGCAGCAACGAGCUGCACAAAGAGCUCAUUUUUAACAACCUGGACAGCCUGCGAAGUGAAAUGGAGCGAAACAAGGAGCUUUUCACAGAAUUUGAAGACUACUAUGCUCGAGUUGAUGUGCUGUUCGAGAAGGCGGCAGAGAUCCAGCUCGGCUCAGAGAAUCAGGAUCUUCCUCUGCAGCAGGCUCACUCCACCAGGGAAGCAUUAACACAACUUCAAAACAACUUCAAGGAGAACGGCCUCCGGCUGGAGAGGAUGUGUGGGCAGUGGGAGAGCUUUAGCCGGGAGUCAGAAGCUCUCUCUUUGUUCAUCAGUGAGAAUGAGAAGGAGCUGGAAGCUCUGUGCACCUCCACGGAUCCUUUAGAGAAGCAAAUUACAACUCUAGGUACGAUACGGGAACAUUUAGAGGAGCAGCAGUCGGUUUUAGCUCGCACAGAGGCUGACUGCGGCGCCCUGUCCAGCUUUGUGACUCCUGGAGAAGCCGGACGUAUCCGAUCCCAACUGGUCCAAACAAGGAGAUGCUUUGAUGAGCUGAAGGAGAGAACGGAGCAGCUGGGUUCACAGCUCAACCAGAGCGCCUCCUACAGGCAGAGAUGCAAAGAAAAUCUUGAGCAGGUCAAAAAAACAAUGAAAGACCUCAAAGAGAAACUGGAUUUCCCAAUUAGAUGUUGCUCUUCAUCGUCAGAUACUUACAAAGUCCUACAGGAGCACAUUGAGGUCUGCCAGAGCGCGGAGCAGCUAAAACCGGGACUGGCGGCGCUGAGCUCGGCCUUGAAGAGGCUCGCAGAGAGCAGCCAGCUGGAGGAGGAGGUGGCCGACCUCCAGAGGCAGCAGAGGCUGUUAGUGGGAAAGGCUGCUGAGAAGCAAUCAGCAUUAGAGAGCCUUCUCGCACUGUGGCAAAGAUAUGAAAAGGAGAAUUCGUCCAUUAAAAGUUGGCUGGACCGAUGUGAAUCCGUGUGCUGCCCUGACACCCAGCUGCUCUCUGCAAAUAAAGUCAAACUGAAGUGCGAAUUGCAAAGUGUUCAGGAAAUGCAGGAGGAGCUGAUGUCCUAUGAGGCCCUUCUUGAAGGUCUUGAGAACCUCAAGCUUUGUCUGCACCCUGCAGCUCCUGAAGCUCAAAUCCAGGAGCUCAACGAUGAUCUCGCUCAAUUUAAGGAGAGAUGCACUUCUGUGAAAAACUGCAUUUCACACAGGAAUGAACUGCUGGAGCUUCACUUGCAACAGCUUGAGCUGUUUGAUCAGACUUUGCUGAGUAUGACUCAAAAGAGCGAAAACUUACUGUCCGGUUUGAGGAGCUCUUGUCGAGUUGACGUCUCAGAUAUUGGAGGUGCCAUGAAUAAAUUAAGAGAGCACGAAGCCCACCUGCAGGAGUUUGAGGUGCUAAGAGACACUCUCAACCAAAGGGAGUCUUCUGUUCUUUGCUUUUGCACUCCUGAAGCCAAGCAGCAACUCCAGGACUGGAAGAAAGACUGCCUGCAACCCCUUGCUGAAUCCCAGCGUCUCAUUUCCAUCCGGAAGGACUGUCUGACGUCGUUAAAGUCGUUCCUUGAGAAGUGCGAGGUGACAUCUCAGACCGUGAGCCGCCUUCGAGAGGCGGUGGAAGGCCGGGGCAGCUGGGACCACUCCAAAGCAGAGGAUCUUCUUCAUGGGAUCAAGGAAGUGGCUAAAGAUGUGGGGCAACUGGAGGGCGAUGCUGUGACUCUAGAUGGAAAGCUGAGCAAGGCGCACAUGCAAAUGUGCGGAUCCCCGUUGAAAGACAGUGAAGAACUGCAGGGAAGAACUUCCUGCAGAGAAAAGGCGGUGGCGCUCACAGCGGCUCUGGAGGAGGUGCAGAGAGGAGUCGGGUGGAGACAGACUGAAGCCGAUGCUCUGGGAGACUUGUGGUGCUCCUUUAGGAAGAGAAAAGAGGAAGUGAUGAAGAAUUUGAAGAAACUGGAGAACGACGCGAGACAGGAGGGGUGCAUCGAGUGUUCUGUGCCGGCUUUUCAAAACAGGCUGCGUUUCUUUGUCCAGCUGGAGGAUGAGCUGCAGUCCCUGCAGCACUCCCAGCGAUGGUUGGAGGAGAAAGGAAACCAGCUAGCCCGCAGAGACAGCGAGCUGGCAGGAGAAGCUCUGAGGGAGGUGACUCUGGUGAGGACGGCCUGGGAAAACCUAAAGAAGCUAAUAACUAACAGUCAGGAGCAGACUGGAGUCAUUGUUGAUCUUCUGCGAUUGCUCCUCCAUCUAAAGUCAAUCCUCAGCAGUUUUGUGGAGAAAGCUCACGCUGUUGUUCACAAUCUACCUGAUCACAACCACGAUGUUCAAGAGGCCAGAAGUACUCUCACGCGACAUGAAGUCCUUCAGGCUGAGCUUCGAGAGAAACAAGAAGAAAUGGAUCAUCUCAUCAGCGUAGUGGAAGACCUGCAGAGAGAAGUGGAAAAGGUUCCCAACUCUGACAUGAGCUGCAUCCAGAAAGAGAUGGAACAUCUAAGAGACCAGUGGCUGCUGAUCUCGGAGAAAAUACAAACCAACGCAGAGAGACUGGGCUACUGUGUUGUCCUUUGGGAUGACCUCAAAGCCAUGGAAAAAGACAUCAACCAGUGGACGGCCACCUCCAUCCCCGAGAUGAGUGACAUCGUCUGCCUGAGCGAAGAGGAGAAAGCUGAGGCCCAUCUUGUUACAUUUCAGGCUGAGAUUGAAAAGAGGGAGCAGAAGCUGGAUGUCUUACAGGAGAGGCUGACGGAGCUGAAGGAGAGGGCCAAACUGCAGGAAACACCAAUACAGAUGCAGGUCCUGGAGUCAGAGCUGAGGAAGAAAAUGCUCCACGCACAGGAGGUGUUCAACCAGGCCAAACACGCUCUGACCUACUUCAGCUUUCAAAAGCAGCAUCUUGAAGACCUCGUGUCCCAGAUGGCGGAGCGGCUGGAUGCGGUUGAGGGUUCCCUACAGGACCUCAGCAAAACUACGUCCUUUGAAGACAUUCUCGCAGUUAAGGACCUGCAGAGUGUCGUUCAGCAGCAGAGGGCAGACAUGGACUUGGCUAGAGAAGCUCUGACUUCACUCAGUCGAUCACAUCCCUCUCAAGAGUUGGCGCAUCUCUCCUCUGAUCUGACCUGCAUCGCCAAGCGAACCGAGGCUGUUGCCCAACGUUGCACCAAGACCAAGGGCAGCCUGCAGGAGGGACUGCAUCUGCACUUUAAAGAGAUCGUUCAAGACUUCAAAUCUUGGCUGGAGAAUUUAAAGCUGGAGCUGAAAGAUUGUUUUAACCAAUCAGGGGAUGUUGUGGUCCUUGGAGCCAAGUUGCAAAGACUAAAGGUGUUAGAGGAGCAGUCACCUGAGGGUGAGGAGCGUCUCUCUCAGAUCCGUGAUGAAGCCCUGAGACUCCAUUCCCACUUGAGCAAAGCCGGAGCAGCACAGGUCCAGGAGAGUUGUUCCUCCUCUGAGAAAGAGUGGAAAAACUUCCUGGACAGCUGUUCUCAGGGCCAACAAGACUUGGAAGACAGCAUUAAUGUUCUCAAAAAUUUUGAUGCCUGUGUGAAGAGUGUAAGAGACUGGCUACAGCAGAUGGAUCUCAGCCUCAAGAGUGAGCCUCCCCUCGCAGCAGAGAGCCAGCAAGGAGCUGCAGACGCCUCCGAGGAGUUGGACAGAAUAGAAACCCUCAAUAAGGAUUUGGUACUAAGAAGAGAGUCCAUCAAGAGUCUUUGUCAGGAGGCCCAGGCUCUCUCUGAAUCUGGCCGGGGGUCAGGAGGAGAGGUCAGAGUGACAGGCGAGCUCCAGAUGGAGUAUCAGACCCUGCUGCAAGCGGCCAAGGAGAAGCUGCGAGGCUGCCAGGAGAACCAGGCCUUUGGAGAUACCCUGCAGGGACUUUGGACCUGGCUGGAAGAGAUCCAGGAGCGCCUGGGGACCGUUGACAGCACCAUGGGAACUAAAGAGCAGUUGGAGCAGAGGCUGGAGACUGUGCAGGAUAUCCUGCUUUUGAAGGGAGAAGGUGAGGUCAAGCUGAACAUGGCGAUGGGUAAGGGUGAGCUGGCCAUGCGUUGCUAUGGAGCCGCUGGACAGGAAGUGGUCCGCUCUCAGCUGCAGGAAGUGGAGGAUGCGUGGGCUACGCUGCUCGUCACCGCUAUGAGCUGCCACAGCCGACUGGAGUGGACGGUGUCUCAGUGGGGAGGAUACAUCCAGAGUGCUGCCCAGCUGCAGAGCUGGAUGGAUGCCGUCAAACGAGAGAUGGUGGCUCCUCUCACCCCCCAGCCCGGACCCAGAGAAAAGGCCGCCCAGCUCGAUAGACUCAGAGCUCUGCUGGCUGACCUUGAAGACCACCAAAUGGCGCUCGCCAGCCUGGAGGAGAAAGCUCGGGAGCUGUUCAAGAAGACGGGCGACGCCAGCUUCAACUACGGCGCUCGCACUCAGCUGCAGGUGCAGUUUGAUGAUCUCACAGCGUUGGUGGAGGAGAGGAUCCGUUUAGCUCAGGCAGUGGUGCUAGAGCAUCAGGACUACCUGGAGGCUGUUCGGGAGCUCACAGAUUGGCUGAUGACUGCAGGGGAGGAGCUACAGCAUUGGUCCGAAACAUCAGGAGACUCCGCUUUCAUCAAAAAGAAACUGGCAGAUGUGCAGGAGUGCGUGGAGUGUCGCCUCCUGGAGGGCCGAGAGCGCCUCAGUCGGGUGCGUCGCAAUGCCGCCGCCACGGCGGAGCACACAGCAGCAGGUGGCUGUGAGGCCAUCGACCGGCAGCUGGGGGCGCUGUCGCACGCUCUGGAGCAGUGGGAGGGGGCCGCCCUGAGGGCCAGAGAUGGCCUGGAGGGGGCCUUCGCCGCCGCUUCUGCUUUGGAGGAGGAGUACAGCAACCGCACCACCCGCCUGGAGGACGAGCUGAAGCAGUUUGAAGGAUCUCUGAGGGGGUGGAGCCAGGAGCUGAUGAAAGCUGAGGGGCGGAGCAACGGCGAGGAAGCAGUGGAGGGAUGGCAGCUGGCUAAGAAUAUUCUGGAGGGCUUGCAGAGCGCCGAGCCGAUGGCAGAGAAGUUGAAAGGCCAACUGAAUGACCUGGUGCGCUACUCCAGAGACCUGGGCUCGCAGUCGGAGCGUGUGACGGCACUCAUCAAGCAGCACAACAGUCUCAGCCUCCGUGCAUCCAGGGAGUGUCAAAACAAGGAGCGCUUGUUGGAGCAGAGGUUUCGUGCUGCUUUGAGAGACUUCCAACAGUGGCUGGUCAAUGCCAAAAUCAGCACCGCCAAAUGCUUCGAUGUCCCUCAAACUGUCACCGAGGCGUCCUCCGCCCUGCAGAAGAUCCAAGAGUUCUUGAGUGACAGGGAGAACGGCCAGGCCCGGCUAAGUACGGUAGGAGCCUGCGGAGAGCUGCUGAUGGCCGUGGUGUCCAAAGACAAGGUGGAGGGAAUCGAGGCAAAGGUGGCCAACGCCAGGGAUGACUGGAAGAGCCUGAUGAGUAACCUUCAAAUGAGACAAGAUGUGCUCAAGAAUCUGCAAUCCCAGAUGACAGAGUUUGAGGCGAGUGCCGACCCUCUGCAGGAAUGGCUCAACAGCACAGAGGUCAGAGUUCAGGAGAGCAGCGCUCGCCUGCACGACCUCCCUGCAAAGAGACAGGAGCUCAGCAAGCUACAGUGUGUGCUGGAAGAGAUGGCUGGUCAGGAGGUAGAGCUGAGCAGGCUGAGGGAAAGGGCUCAUCAUCUCUGGGAGGGACAAGCAGCCGGCAAAGGCUUCGUCCACAGAGUUUCUCAGCUUUCAGCGCAGUACCUUUCCCUAAGCAACUUAACAAAGGACAAAGCCUCCAGGAUUGAACGCAUCGUCGGAGAACACAGACUCUUUUCUGAAGGACUUAAAGAGCUCCAGGACUGGGUGUGUGAGGCGCAGAGGGUCAUCGGCGCCUGCACCUCCUCCACCACGGACAAGGGAGUGCUGGAGGAUCGCAUGCUGCAACUAGAAGCUUUACUUGCUGCUCGCCAAGAGAGAGAAAUUCAGCUUAAAAUGCUGCUAACACGGGGAGAGGCGGUCCAGAGGAACACUUCGGCCGAGGGAGUUCCGGUUAUCCGCAAGCAAAUCCAGGACCUCAAGGACUCGUGGGAUUCGCUGUUGUCCGCUUCGAUUCAGUGUAAAAGUCAGCUUGAAGGAGCUCUGUCUCAGUGGACCAGCUAUCAGGAGGAUGUAGGGCAGUUUGUGCAGUGGAUGGAGCGAGUUGAAGAGACUCUCAGCUGCUCAGACAGACAGUACUCUGAGAUGAGAGACAAGACGGCCAACCUGGGAAAGACAAAGCUUCUCUACGAGGAAGUUUUGAGUCACAGCAGUCCUCUGGAAACCAUAGCCACCAAAGGUUCCAACAUGGCUGAGCACUACAACACCCAGCAGGAGGUUCAGCAGCUGCAGAGCAAAUACAACAUGCUCAAAGACAAGGCUAAGAGUGCUGUCAGUAAGGCUAAGGAGUUGGUGCUGGUCCACCAGGAAUAUCAGCGGGGGCUGCACGUGUUUGAGGACUGGCUCGAGCAGGAACAAGCGUCACUGGCUCUACUAUCGUACCCUGAGGGAAACGUGGAAGCUCUCGAGAAAACACUCCAGCAGCUGCAGAACUUGCAAGGGAACUGCACAAAGGGUCAGUCUUUGCUGGCGUCUGUGCUGACCAGCAGAGACAGAGUGAUCCUAUGGGGCGUUCCUCAAAUCGAAGACCGCGCCCUGGACACUGCUCAGCGGGAGUGGGCGGCCCACCAGAGCCGCCUGGAGGACACCAAGGCCCAGCUGCGCUCCACGCUGACCCGGCUGAGGCAGAUGGGCCACAAGUUCCUGAGCCUGGCUCAGUGGCUGGAGGACAAGGAGAAGGCGGUGAACAUUAGGAGUAACCGACAGUCGGACCCAAUCACCAAGCAGACACAGCUGAAGAAACUCCAGGGGUACCUGGAGCCGGUUCUUUCUCGUCAGGGGGAGGUGGAAGGCCUCUCGUCUUUGGCCCAGCAGGUUCUUCAGGAAAGCUACAUGAGUAGCCGAGUCAGUGUCACCGCCACCCAGCUGACCUCCCGCUACCACUCCCUGCUGCUCAACAUCCAGGACACCAUCAAGCAGCUCCAGGAGGAGUUGAGGAGCAUCGAGGAGGCAGAAACCCUUUGUGUGUCUUUCACAGAAUGGCUCAGCUGCUCUCAGAAAAGCUUCACAACAUUAACCGACCGCUCCGAACCUCUGGACCGCACCUCGAUGGAGAAGAAGACGAAGAAAUUAGAGAUUCUACAGUCUGAACUCCAGCACGGUCACAGCUUCCUGAAAUCUCUGAGGGAGCGCGCCGAGCAGGCAGCAGGCUUCCUGAAUGAGGCCGGAGCCGAGAACUUAGGGGCAGAGGUGGAGGCGCGGCUUGCCCAGCUGGAGGAGCUGGCUGGAGGACUUCGGCAAGAGCGCAGCUUCUUGGAGCGUGCGUUACUCCUAACCAAGGAGUUUCAGGACCGAUACAAAGCUCAGGCCCACUGGCUUGUAGAGACAAGAGUGCUGCUCAGCAGCCCGGUGGAACCCAAAGCUGAACUGUACCAACGUAAAGCCCAGCUUGCUAAAUAUAAGACCCUUCUUCAGAUGAUUCAGUCCCACGAUGGAUCCAUCCGCUCAGUGAUGGAGAAAGGAGAUGCCGUCCUGGCUUUGGUGCACUACCCCUCCAUUAGAGACAAACUACACAGGCUCCAAAAGGACUACAAUACUCUGUGCAAAUCUGCAAUUGCUCACGUGGAGAACCUGGAGAGCCAGGUAAAGGAGCAGGAAGCUUACCACAAUGAGCUGCAGGAAGUAGAGCGCUGGCUGCUGCAGAUGUCGAGCAGGAUGGUUACUCCCGAUCCAAGCGUGAGCCGCAGCCUGGAGGCAGCAACUCAACAGCUGGCCAGACACAAGGCCAUCAUGGAGGAAAUUGCAGGCUUUGAGGACCGCAUGGCAGCUCUGAGGGAGCGAGGAGAGCACCUGGUGGAAGGCUGUGGUGAGCGAGCCCAGAGCAGACUGAGACAGCAGGUCCAGGCUCACCAACAAGGCAUCCGAGACAGCUACUCUGCCAUCUGUAGCACGGCUCAAAGGGUUUAUCAGAGUCUGGAUCAUGAGUUGCAGAGGCAUGUCAGUCUGCAGGAUACGCUACAGGAGUGCCAAACCUGGCUGAACUCUGUUUCAGAGAGGUUAGAUCUGCAGCCUUCCCUCAGCCUGGAAGAAGCUGUGCAGCAGGUAAAACAGGAGCGAGCUCUACAAGAACAGGCAAGCACAUACCUCCAGCUUGUUUGUUCAGCGUGUGACCUCUCGGAGCCAAGGGUCAGGGAGACAGCGGCAGCGAUCCAGCAGGUUAAACUGCAGGUUGAGGAGCACAUGCUUCUCUGUGAGGAGGUCGCAGACAGCUGGAGGGACGUGGAAGAUCAGAAAGGAGAACUUGAAAAUCAGCUUCGAGAGACCGAGCAGCAGCUGCAAACUCUGAUCAGGAGUCCUGCAGAACUUGAACCCAAGAUUGCACAGAACCAGCUGGAUAGAGCACAGGAGUUCCUACUGCAGAUUAGGGAGAGACAAUCCGAGGUGACGCGUUUGAAUGAAGCCAUCAACAGGUUGACAGAUGGACAAACUUCUUCUGCCCUGGAGGAGAUAAGGAGGCUGGAAAAAGGCUGGGUGGUUCUGGGCCAGCGGGCAGAGGAACUGGAAGCUCAGAGGGGGGAGGACAUGCAGCGAAGCGGAGAAUAUCAGGAGAGUGUUGUAGCUGUGGAGGAACUCUUCCACCAAGUGUCCAGGGAAUGGGAUUAUUUAGCCAGGGCUGACACAGAAAGUACAAGUGAGCAUUUAGAAGCUCUAAGGAAGCUUGCCAGUGACCUCGAGGACCAGAAGGAGACUCUGGAAGACCUAAGAUAUCAAAAACACGCGAUUCUGCCUCGACUUAGCCUGCUAGAUAAAGAGCUGGUGAAGCAGCAGGUGGGUCACCUGGAGCAGCGUUGGGCCCAGCUGGAAACUCUCAUUCUGCAGAAAAUUCAGCACUCCACUCAGACACUCGAGGACCUCGCGAGGGUGGAAACGCAGCUGAAAGAAGCCAGAGAGUGGGUGGAAGAGCAGCGACCAGCGUUUAUGUCUGCGCUCAAAACCAGCCCGUCCCUGGAUCUGUCCCAGAGUUUCCUGUUCGACCACCUGAGCGUCUGCGUGGAGCUGGAGGCGCGGCAGCAGCUGCUCGGCCAGGCGGUGAACGACGCUCAGGCUGUGGCUUCCCGGCUGGGGCUGAGCGAGAAGAGAUGUUUGCAGGAGCUUGUUGAACAAGCUCAGAUGGAGGUGGAGGCUCUCGGGGCUCGCGUUGCUCAAAGGAGGAAGUAUCUCAGCAAGAUCUUUACAGAGCGGAAUCAGUUCCUUCAAGGCUUGGGGAGAGCCUUGUCUUGGGUGCAGCAGCAGGAGAGGAAGGCGCUCAUAGAUGACCACAUAUCUCUCCUUCCAGAAGAUCUGACCAGACAAGUUUCAGCUUGUCGGGAUGUCCAAAGCCGUUUGCAAGCUUACCAGAAAGAGCUGACGUCCCUCUGGGCGCAGGGGCGAGAGCUGGAGAAAGACGCCACCGCCAAAGAGAGAACCGAAACUCUGACCCGACUCGAGGAGCUCCAGGCGGCCUACGAGUCCGCCCUCCAGAGGUCCUCAAGGCGCCUCAUGGAUUUAGAGAAAGCCUUAACCUCCCGAAGAUACUUCCAGGUCGACCUGGAUAAGAUUUGUCACUGGCUGGGACAAGCAGAUGCAAUAACCUUCCCGGCGAUAAACUUCAGCAGCGCUGACGAUGGCUCAGAUUUGCAAAAACAGCUGUCAGACUUUCAAGGUGUCCUGGAGCAAACGUCAGAGUACGAGAACCUCCUCCUUAUUGUCCAGAGAAUAGGCCAGGAGAUUCUCCCCACUCUGAAUGAGAUUGAUCAUUGCUACCUCGACGAGCGGCUCAAUGCCCUGCCUCAGCAGUACAACGCCAUCUUGGCCCUUGCCAAAGAGAAAAAAGAUAGAAUCCAGAAGAUAAUCUCAGAGAGAAAAGAUUUCAGCACUUUCUUUGAUAUUACUCGCAAUGCACUGGAGGAGCUGCAGGAGCAGUUUGACAAUCUGGAGAAGCAGACUAUCAGCACGAGAGAAGAGGAAGUCAUCGGCGUAUUGAAUGAAUUCAGACGUAUUGAGGAAAGUUUGAUCCGCAUCAGUCCUGCAGUUAGAGAACUUCACGGAAAAUCUGAGGGGUUUCUCAUUAAAGGUCAGGGAUACAGAGAGGAGGAAACUCGGGAAAUGGUUUGUCUCCACAGUUUACUGAAGAGGAGAAACUGUCAGAAGAUCAAAGACCUCACUGAUUACUUGAAAACAUUAGUUGAACAAAACAGGGUUUUGUCCAAAACGGACUCAGAGUUGAAGUCAGUCGAGGAGGAUUUUGCUCGGCUGAAAUCUGACAAGAAUGUAGAUGUUUCUGAUAAAAUCACAGGUCUGUAUUUGCUGCUGGAAAGCCUGGACGGAGUUAGCUCCCAGGUCCAUCCGACCAAAAAAUGUCCUCUCAAGUUUGACCCAAAUACCUUCCAGGAAACCACGCUUCUUCAGCUUGAGUCGUCUCAGUCUCUGUGUAACGAGAUAAAAUCUCUCAUCGAGGAAUGUGAAGGACAGAGUGAUUUUUCAAUGGAAGCGGAGAGAACGUCGGAAUGGUUGGUGUCUUUAAAGGACAAAUUAAAAGAGCCAUUAAAGAUGUCGGAGGUGCGAACAGAGGAAAUAAACAAGGAGCUUUCGAGACUGAAAAUAAUGAUGGAGCACGUGAAAAGCAAACGAAAAGCGAUGGAUGUUUUGGGAGUUCGAGAAAAGCAGAAGUGUGAAAGCAGCAAAGCUGUCCAUAUAGAAGAAAAACUGCAGGACCUGACAAAGCUGGGAGAUGAAGUUCAAGAGGAAAUUCAUGCAAAGCAGCUGGCUGUAGUUCAAGCUCUCUCGCUGGUCCAGAGGCAGCACUUAUCUCUGAAGUCCAUGCAGGAGUUUCUGGACUCUGCGGAGGCUUUGCUCGGCUCUGAGGUGGAGCUUGAGAAUCUUGCAGAGUCUUUACAAGAGCUGGAUGAAACUUCCGUCCUGGAGAAGAACUUUGCAGCCGGUUUAAAGGAGCUGAAGGCGUCGGAUCCUCUGCUGGCCGACUUUGUGGAGGAAGCAGGAAUGAAUGCGUUUAGGGAAAGAGUUGAGGCGAUGCGGCUGAAGCACGCCGAGGUCAAACAGCAGCUGGAUGCUUUAAGGAAAACGCUGCAGAGGUGCAGCACUCUGUGGAGCUCCUUCCAACGAGAGAAAAAGACUCUAGUUGAGAAGAUGAACGAUUCAGAAAGCAAGAUGGCCACGUUCACCACGGCUAAAGCUGUCAGCCUCACUGAAGCCGAGGACAAGAAUCAGAGGCACAAAUGUUUGGUCGCUUCGAUAAACGAGCUGGAGCUGCCUUUAAAUGCUUUGAAAGAGCACGUAACAGACUUGGAGCAAAUCAUCUCGGAAUCUGGGAAGGCUGUCACCAGUCAGGCUGUGUCGUCGCUAUGGCAACGGUGGAGCAGGCUCCGCAGUGUGGCUCGAGCCCAGGAGAGGGCGCUGGAGGACGCCGUGAAGGACUGGAGGAGCUUCACCGAAAAGAUGGAGAAGCUGCUCUCUGUGUCCAAGGACCUCCACAGUCGCGUCCCGGACAGCACAGUUGAGAAAGCAGCCACCAGGGCGGCGCUACAGAGCCUCCUGGAGUACCAUGACUCCUUCAGUCUGGAGGUGGAGAGGGAGAAGUCCAUACUGGCUCUGCUUGUGCAGCAAACUCUCAGUCUGAGAGGAGACGUGAUGGAGAAAAAGAAUGUAGACGAGGAGGAGACGCCGUGUCUACAACAAAUCCGAAGCAUGCAGGAGCAGUAUGACAGUCUGCUCCUGCAGGUACAGACCAGCAGGGCUCAGGUCCACCAGGAGUUAAAGGAAAGAGAGGAUGUUGAGAAGGAACUCGGCUUGGUCAAAGGCUGGAUCCAAGACACGCGUGGAUUACUGCUGAGUCCCACUGCAGACCUGGACUCUCUGCUGCAAGAGCUGGAGACGACGCACGGAGAAGUCAUCAGCAGACGGCAGAGUGUGGAACGCAUGACAGAGCUUCAACAGUCCAAGUACCAGGACCUUCAGUCAGGCCUUCCCUCUGAGAUCAGCAUGCAGCUCGCCGAAGUUGCUCUGGCUUUGGGUUCUGCUGAAGAUCAGGUGCAGGCCAGGGAGAGGGAGGUGCAGCAGACCAGAGACGUGAAGGAGGAUUUCAGCUCCAGACUGCAGGACAUCGAGGCGAAGCUGAAGAGCAUCUCUGAUAAACUUGAAAACAAGGCUGGCGACCUGAAGGAGGCCAAGGAAGAAACUAAAUCUCUGUGUGAAGAAUGUGAAUCUUGUGGCUGCUCGCUGGCAGAGUUAGGAGUCGCUGUGCAGGAGUUCGGAGAGCAGAACCCGCUGCUGUGCAAGCAGCUUGGCGACGCUGUGGCUAAACUCACAGAGCUGCAGCUGCACACUGCCCAGCAGGCCCGCGACCGAGUCAACCGACUGAAGAAGGCAGAGAAGCAGGUGGAAGAGUAUCAAAGCAUGAAGAAGUUUAUUUUAGGCUGGAUCGAAAAAGCGGAAGCUCUGAUCUCCGGAAACAUCAUCUGGAACUCAGCAUCUCAACUGCAGGAGCAAAUCCGAGCUCACCAGUCUCUGCUGCGGGAAUGCCGAGGUCUCCAUGGCGACUUAGAAGUGAUGGGUGAGCGGGAGGCCCAGCUGGCAGAUGUGCUGAAGACGGAGGGGUGGAGCCAGCAGGUGAAGCACCUCAGCAGGUGCACGGAGGAGCUGCAGCAGUCAGCCAAGACACGCCUCCAGAGUCUGCAAGACGCUGCGAAAGACAUGUUACGCCUUGAGGCCGAGGUAAAAAACCUCCACGCUGCCGUCGAUCAAAUUCAGGUCACCCUCGCCUCUCCCGACCUCAACAAGCUCAGCCUCCGAGAGCAGCUCACUCAGAGACAGCACCUAUUAGUGGAAAUGGAGAGCUUUAAACAGCAAGUGGCGGCGGUGCAGCGGUGUCAGAGCGCCCUCCGGCUGCCAGAGGAGGUGGUUGCUAGUCUGCCAAUCUGCCGCACAGCUCAGACUCUGCAGCAGGAGGCCAGCCAGCUGCAGCACACCACCAUCCAGCAGUGCAACAUCCUGCAGGAAGCUGUAGUUCAGUAUGAGCAGUACGAACAGGAAGUGAAAAACCUCCAGAGAUUAAUAGAAGAGGCUCAUCGCAUCAUUCAGGACCGACCCGUCGCCACCAGCAACAUUCAGGAGCUUCAGGCUCAGAUACAUCACCAUGAGGAGCUGGCCCACAAGAUCCGCGGCUACCAGGAGCAGAUCGCGUCGCUCCACUCCAAGUGCAAGAUGCUGACGGUGAAGGCCAAGCACGCCACCAUGCUGCUGACAGUCAGCGAGGUGGAGGGCCUCUCGGACGGCAUGGAGGAGCUCAGCGACGAGGAGCUAGCCGGCGCCGUGGCAAACGGCGUGUCAUCUGCCAGCAAGCAGCUUCCAGCACACCCCUCUGUUGUCAUGAUGACAGCCGGACGCUGCCACACGCUCCUCUCUCCCGUGACGGAGGAGUCAGGGGAGGAGGGCACCAACAGCGAGGUCUCCUCUCCCCCUGCCUGCCGCUCCCCGUCUCCGGGGGCUCACGCUGACACUCCCCUUAACCAGGGUCGAACCGGUCUAAACCGAGCUCCCCUCCAGGAACUCUACGACCCGUCGAUGGAAACCUCCGCUAACUUGGAUGACCUCCAGAGAUCCUGGGAAACACUCAAGAACGUGAUCAGCGAGAAGCAGAAGAGCCUGUAUGAAGCUCUGGUGCGGCAGCAGCACUAUCAGGAGUCCCUCCAGUCUAUUUCCACCAAGAUGGAGUCUAUUGAGGGGGCGCUUAAUGAGAGCUUGGAGCCCAGCAAAACUCCGGAGAGUCAGAUGGCUGCACACCAGGCUCUGAUGGAUGAGAUCUCCAUGCUGCAGGAUGAAAUUGGCGAGUUGCAGACGUGCUUCUCUGAGGAACUUACAGACAACGACAGCGACGGAGAGGGUGGUGACCAGCUGGCUCUGCAGUCCACCCUCACUGUCCUCGGAGAAAGGAUGGCGACCAUUCGGAUGAAGGCCUCUGGGAAACGGCAGCUGCUAGAGGAGAAGCUGAGUGAGCAGCUGGAGGAGCAGCGGCAGGAGCAGGCUCUCCAGCGGUACCACAGUGAGGCAGAGGAGCUGGACCACUGGCUGCUCAGCACUCGCGCCACGCUCAGCUCCGCUCUCCAGCUCCAAAAUGAAGACAUGGACAUGGAGGAGCAGCUCAUCGACUGUCAGAACAUGCUUUUCGAGAUUGAGCAGAAGGUGGUCUAUCUGUCAGAGCUGUCCGUCCACAGCGAGAGCCUCCUAUUGGAGGGUCGUGCUGAAACCAAGGAGGAGGCGGAGCAGCUGACCCUUAAGCUGCACUCACUCAAAGACAGCCUGCUGGAGCUGCAGCAGAUGCUGCAGGACAAACAGGUGGACAUACAGGGUUCCCUGCAGGAGCAGGAGGACAGUGAACCAGACUCCUCUUUGUCCCAGAGUCCUAACGUCCAGGACUGGCUGUCUCAGGCGCGCUCCACUCGCACACAGCAGCAGCACAACCACCUGCUUCGCCAGAAGGAGCUUCAGGAGCAGGUGGCAGAGCAGAGGAAGCUGCUCCAGUCUGUAGCCACAGUGGGUGAAGAGAUUCUCAACCAGCAGAGCACACCCAACGGGGACAGUGAGAUGAUCGUUCCUGGGGGGGUGCUACUAGAGACAGAGACCUCCUCUCCGGUGGAGCAACUGAGACAGAGGUGGGAAAACCUGAACAAGGAUCAGAGCACCAAGCUGCAGCUCUCCCUCAGCUCCUUGGAGCACGACCAGCACAGCCCUGUGCUUCACCGCUCCCGUCUGUCCAGUCCUGGUGGGGUUUUGAGAAGUGAGAGUAGCAGCCAAGACUGCCUCAAAGGGUUGUUUGAAGCCUGCAGCCAGACUCUGGAGAGAAUCAACGAAGAAACAUCCAGCAGCGAGGGGAAGCGGGCUGCAUCUUUUCGAGGGGCGACCGUCCAGCAGGAUCUUUACGAUGCAGUGUCAGCAGCCUCCUCCUGGUUGGACACCACCGAGAAUCAUCUGCUGUCCGGUCCGGUGCUGCUGUCGGAGGACACUCACACUCGGCUCACACACUUAGAGGAUUUGAAUAAAACGCUUAAGGAGAGUAGCAGAGAGGUAAAAGAGUGUAGAGACUGGCUGCAUGGAGGAACGGGCAGAAUUUGGGGUGCAGAGGAGCACACACUCAUUGAGGACACCCUGGAGGGGCUGCAGGAGAGGAUGGGUCUGCUGGACUCUGUUCUGGAGCAGCACUGUGACAACAUAAGGGACGGCCUGCAAGAGCACACAGACUUUCAGAAUGAACUGAGGAUGCUGUUCACGGCUCUGAAUGAAAGCAAGCAUCAGCUGCUGCAGAAAAUGGCGGGAAUGACAGACAGACCUGCGUCCAAACAGUUAGAGACUUUAUCCGAAGUCGAUGACAGCUUGAGGGAGUUUGAGCAGAAAGUGGCGGAGCUGAGGAGCACAGCCGAUAGGCUCCAGCUGGACCAAACCUCCAACCAGGAACUUCUUAAACUACAAGACACUUAUGAAGAGCUGGUGCUCAUGGUGGGCUCCAGGCGGAGCAGCCUGAACCAGGGCUUGUCCCUGAAAGCUCAGUACGAAGCGGCUCUUCGGGACCUCACCGAGCUGGUCGACACGGCCAAGGACAAGAUGGCCGCUGACCAAAAGAUGACAGUGGUUUCUGUGUUGGAAGUCCAGAUACUGCUGGAUAAACACAAAGAGUUUUUCCAGUUCUUGGAGCGCCACAUGAUCCUCACUCGGACGUUUUACAGUAAAGUGUCGGGCUUGGUGACGCAGCGGGAAAGCCACGCCCUGGAAGAAACGAUGACGUCAGCUUUUAACGUGCUCAAACAAGCCCACAGAAGAGGAGUGGAACUAGAGGGCAUCCUGGAGUCGUGGAGAAGGUUUGUGGAAGACUAUCAGGCGCUCUGCAAACAGCUGGAGGCUGUGGAGAGUAGCAUCCCCGCUGUGGGUCUAGUCGAGGAGACAGAGGAGAGAAUCACUGAAAGGAUCAGUCUCUAUCAGUGCCUGAAGGCGAGCCUUGCGGAGCACCAGCCCCAGCUGUACCAGGUACUGGAGGAGGGCCGGAGGCUCCUUCUGUCGGUUAGCUGCUCAGAUCUGGAGAGCCAGCUCACUCAGCUGGGGGAUCACUGGCUCUCGUCCACAACCAAAGUCAACAAGGAGCUCCAGCGCCUCGACUCCACGCUCAAACACUGGAGCAGGUAUCAGAGUGAGUCAGCAGAGCUGAGCCACUGGUUACAAUCAGCUUUAGUCCGGCUGGAGUUCUGGACUACCCAAUCCGUGACAGUACCUCAAGAGCUGGAAACAGUCAGAGAUCACCUCUGUGCCUUUCUGGAAUUUUCCAAAGAAGUGGAUGCAAAGUCGUCUUUACGCUCGUCUGUGCUGAGCACGGGAAACCAGCUCCUGCGGCUGAAACGGGCGGACACGGCUGGUCUGAGAACAGCGCUGAGCCAGAUCGACACUCAGUGGGCGGAGCUGCUGACUCACAUCCCUGUAGUGCAAGAAAAGCUGCACCAGUUGCAAAUGGAGAAGCUGGCCUCCCGACACGCUAUCACCGAACUCAUGAGCUGGAUCUCCCUCAUGGAGAACAUCAUAGAUGAGGAUCAGGACAAAAUUCUGGGUGCCGUCGGCUCCGAUGUGGUCCAACAUUUCUUGCAGAAGUAUAAGGGUUUCCGCAUUGAUCUGACCUGUAAGCAGUUGACGGUGGACUUUGUGAAUCAGUCCGUGCUGCAGAUCAGCAGUCAGGAUGUGGAGGGAAAGCGCAGUGACAAAACAGACUUUGCAGAGAGGCUGGGAGCGAUGAACAGACGGUGGCAGAUACUGCAGGGUCUCAUUGCUGAAAAGAUUCAGCUUUUGGAAGGACUAGUAGGAAGUUGGACGGAGCAUGAAAACAGUGUCCAGGCUCUGAAAACCUGGUUCACACAGCAGGAAGAGAAACUGAAAAAGAAGCACAGGAUCGAGGAUGUAGCAUCCGUGCAGAAUGCACUCAAAGACUGUCAGGAUUUGGAAGAAUUGGUGAAGGAAAAAGAGAAGGAUCUGGAGAAAGCUGAGGAACGAGGAAAUGCUUUGAUUCAGGAUAAAAAAGGUGCAGCCUGCUCUGCUGUGAAGGAAACCCUGGAAGGACUCAACAGUUCCCGAUGUCGUCUGGAUCAAAUGAUAAGUCAAAUGAAAGUGAACCUGCGGUCCGCGCUGGAGCAGUGGACUUUAUACCGACGAGCGUCAGAGGAAAUUAACGGCUACUUAAUGGAGGGGAGAUAUUCUGUCUCCAGGCUGCACCUCCUUAACGGGUCUUUGGAGGCGGUGCAGCAGCAGGUGGAGAGUCUGGAGAGUCUGCAGGAGGAGAUGGAAAAACAGGAGAGCAGCCUGAGGAAGUUCGGUUCUGUAACUCACCAGCUGUUAGCCGAGAGUCAUCCGUCUGUGGCAGAAACGCUCAACAGCGCCCUUCAGGAUGUCAACAUCAGGUGGAACCAUCUACUUGAGCACAUCUCCGAGCGGCUCAAAGGCAGCAAGGCUUUGCUGGGGUUGUGGGAGCGCUACCAGUCGUCGUACAGCCAGUGCGUGACUGCAGUCCAGAAGCAGGAAGAGCGUGCUGACCGCCUGCUGAGGAGCGCCACCGACAAGGAAAUCACAGAAGAGGAGAGCAACGCCUGGAUGCAAGAAUGCAACGCCUGCCUCAGCGAUCAGGACUCGGUGCAGCAGUCCCUCCAGCAGCUGCAAGCACUCGGGGAGCAGCUGAAGCCUCAAGUCGACACCGGCUCUUCUGCCUCCCUUAAAUCUGACCAGCUGUCGCUCGCUCACCGCUUAGCCACACUUGAACACGCCCUCCACAGGCAGCAAGAACUACUGCUGUCCGGAUCUCAGGCUUGUGAAGGUUUCAGACGGCGGCUGGAUGGAUUAGUUUGUGAGGCCAAGGAUGCUGAGGAGGUUCUUAAAGUGGAUGACCCUGUGGGUUCUCCCGACACCACCGUCCUCCAAACAAGCAUAGAGCAGCUGAAGGUGCACCUGUUGAAGCUGAGCAGUCUGUCUCCGGAUCUGGAGCGUGUGAAUGAGUUAGUCUACAGGCUACCAGUCAGUGACGGAGAUGUGAAAAAGCUCCAGAAUCUCAACAGAUCCUGGGCGUCUCACACUGCUCACCUCACUGAGAGGUUAAGCAAACUGCAGUCGCUGUUGCUCCAGCAGCAGACUUUCCUUCAAAAAUGCGAGGCCUGGAUGGAUUUCCUUUCUCAGACUGAACAAAAGCUGGCGUCUGAGAUUUCGGGCAACUACCAGAGUCUGCUCGAGCAGCAAAGAGACCACGAGUUGUUUCAAGCUGAAAUGUUCAGCAGACAGCAGAUUCUCCACUCCAUCAUCAGCGACGGGCAUCGUUUGUUGGACCAGGGACAAGUGCAUGAUGGCGAUGACUUUAGUGUGAAGCUGGCUUUGCUGAGCAAUCAGUGGCAGUGUGUGAUACGGCGAGCUCAGCAGCGGAGAGGCGUCAUUGACGGUUUAGUGCGCCAGUGGCAAAACUACCAGGAGAUGGCGGAAAAGCUGCAGCGCUGGCUGCAGGAAGUGACUCAUGACACCGACGUGCACGAGCCGGGGGAGCCCGUUUCGCUGCAGCAGGCCAGAAACCUGCUGGGUCAGAUCCAGCUCAAAGAAAAAGUCCUUCAAAGGCAGCAUGGAGUUUACAUCCUGACCGUGGAGGCUGGCAGGAGCUUGCUGCUGUCCGCUGAUGCCAAAGCAGAGUGCAUUCUGCAGACGGAGCUCAUGGAGACUCAAGAGAGGUGGAGGCACGCCCACCAUCACCUGGAUCAGCAGAGGAAGGAGCUGCAUGGCAUAUUGAAGAACUGGGAGCGCUGUGAGAAAGGCAUCGAUGUGUCUCUGGAAAAGCUGAGGGCCUUUAAGAGGAAGCUGUCCGUGCCGCUGCCCGAGCAUCAUGAGGAGCUGCACUCGGAACAAAUCCGAUGCAAGGAGCUGGAGAACGCUGUGGAAGGCUGGACCGAUGACCUGACUUCCUUAUACAUGCUGAGAGAUUCCCUGGGGGGCGUGGUCAGCGCAGAUGACAUCACAGCACUGCAGGAACGCCUCCAGCUGCUCCAGCGUCAUUGGGAGGAAGUCUGCCACCAGCUUUCCCUGCGUCGACAACAGGUGAGCGAGAAGCUGAACGAGUGGGCCGUUUUCAAUGAGAAGAACAAGGAACUGUGCGAGUGGCUGACACAGAUGGAGAGCAAAGUCUCUCAGAAUGGCGACAUCAGCAUUGACGAGAUGAUCGAGAAGCUCCGCAAGGACUACCAAGAAGAGAUCAGCGUCGCUGAAGAGAACAAGCAGCAGCUGCAGGUGAUGGGCGAGCGCUUGGCGAGGACGAGUCAGGACAACAAGGCGGCGGAGAUCCAGAACAAACUCAGCAAAGUCAGCGAGCGCUGGCAACACCUGCUGGACCUGAUUGCAGCCAGGGUGAAGAAGUUGCGGGAGACCCUCGUGGCCGUGCAGCAGCUGGACAAAAACAUGAGCAGCCUGCGUUCUUGGCUGUCCCACAUCGAGGCCGAACUGUCCCGACCCAUCGUCUACGAGGCCUGCGACUACCAAGAGAUCGCCAGGAAACUCAACCAGCAGCAGGAGCUCCAGCGCGACAUAGAGAAACACAGCACCGGUGUGGCUUCAGUGCUGAACCUGUGUGAGGUCCUGCUGCACGACUGCGACGCCUGCUCCACUGAGACCGAGUGCGACUCUAUCCAACAAGCCACCAGAGGCCUGGACAGACGCUGGAGGAACAUCUGCGCCAUGUCCAUGGAAAGGCGGCUCAAAAUCGAGGAGACUUGGAGGUUGUGGCAGAAGUUUUUGGACGAUUACUCCAAGUUUGAGGACUGGCUGAAGACGUCAGAAAAGACUGCAGCACUUCCUAACUCCUCCGGGGUUCUCUACACUAUCGCUAAAGAGGAACUCAAGAAGUUUGAGGCUUUUCAGCGUCAGGUUCAGGAGUGUCUGACUCAGCUGGAACUCAUCAACAAGCAGUACCGCCGCCUGGCCCGGGAGAACCGGACGGACUCCUCCUGCCGACUCCGAGAGAUGGUGCACAACGGGAACAGGCGAUGGGACAACCUGCAGAAGAGGGUGGCGGCCAUACUGCGCAGGCUUAAGCACUUUAUCAGCCAGAGGGAGGAGUUUGAGACGGCGCGGGACAGCAUCCUGGUGUGGCUCACUGAGAUGGAUCUGCAGUUAACCAACAUCGAGCACUUCUCUGAGUGUGACGUUCAGGCCAAAAUAAAGCAGCUCCGGGCGUUCCAGCAGGAGAUCUACAUGAACACGGCCAAAAUCGAGCUGGUGUUCCGGCAGGGGGAGGCUCUGAUCGAGAAGAGCGAGCCUCUGGAUGCAGCUGUGAUCGAGGAGGAGCUGGAGGAGCUGCAGAGGUAUUGUCAGGAGGUGUUCGGACGCGUGGAGAGAUACUACAAGAAGCUGACGCGGCUGCCUCUGGUGGACGAUGAGCUGGACGGUUCAGACCGAGAGCUGGACGUGGAAGACGGAGGAGAUCUCUCUGAGCUGCAGUGGGGCGACUCCUCCAUGCCGCAGACUUGUAGCCGGCCGGCGUCGGGCCCGCCCGUCCUUCGCUCCGGUCGAGACACCCCGGCGAGCGUGGACUCCAUCCCCUUAGAGUGGGACCACGACUACGACCUGAGCCGAGACCUGGACAGUCCAGGAAGUCGAGCAAACGGGGAAAGGAGUCGAGGGCAGGAGGAGGAGGAGGACGAGUAUCUGAGAACGGCUGCCACUGCGCUAUCAGAUGUAGUUAUCCCCGAGAGCCCAGAGGCCUAUAUAAAACUGACUGAGAACACUCUCAAAUCCUCCUCUGGUGAGCCGGGCCAGCUGGAGAACAGCCUGAGGCAGCUGGACCAGGCGCUGGAUGCAGGACGCCAUCACCUCCAGAAGAGGGAGGCCUCUGCCAGCCCCGACUCCACCUACAUGGGAUACAUGCGUCUGAUGGGAGACUGUCGCGACAACCUGGACGCGCUAAAGAGGGCCGAGGAAGAGCUGACGGAGGAUGAGGAGGACACGCAGGGACUCACCAACCCCGCCGUCCAAGACGCGCAGAGCGCUGGUGUGAUCGAGCGCUGGGAGCUCAUCCAGGCUCAGUCUCUGAGCGAGAAGCACAGACACAAGCAGAACCUGCAGCAGUGGCAGCAGCUGAUCUCAGAUCUGCAGACCAUGCGGGCCUGGCUGGGUCAAUCGGAGCUCGAACUGGGUCAGCUGCGAGCUCACAGUCUGAGCACCGACAUCAACACCAUCCAGCAGAGAAUCAGGAAGCUCAGGGAGCUGCAGAAAAACUUGGACGCUCACAAGUCAGAGGUCCUCUCCAUCAACCUGAGCAGUUCAGACUUCCUCCAAUCCCACCCCGACUCCGAGGAAGCGUGCGAGCUCAGGGACCGACUGAAAGAGAUGAACUCACGCUGGGAACGGCUCGGCGCCUCACUGGAAAACUGGAGGGAGGAGCUUCAGAGGGCGCUGCUGCAGUGCCAAGAGUUUCAUGAAAUGAGCCACGGUCUGCUGCUGUGGCUGGAGAACAUCGACCGCAGGAGGAACCAGGUUGUGCCUCUGCCUCAGAAAGCUGACAGGGAAACACUACAAGCCCUGCACAAAACACUGAUGAAAAUCAAGCUUGAACUCCUGGACUCGCGACAGAAAGUGUCGUCCCUCCAGGAGCUGUCCGCCCAGCUGCUGGUCAGCACCAAACCUCCGACCGUGCAGACGUCGGAGCAGAACCAGCGUCAGGGCAGCGAGUGCCUGGAGGCCCAGGAGAAGGUUCACGUGAUCUGGAACCGGAUGAGGCUGCUGCAGAGGGAGGUCAACGCAGACCUGGAGCAGCUGGAGAGGAGGAUGGAGGCCGCGGAUGCUGAGAAGGAUUCUUUACCAGCUCCAGUUUCUGGAUCGGAGGUGACCAUCAAAAGUCGCAAACGAUCGCCCCGAGCCAAAAGUAGUCAGACCCACCCGGGACCCCCUGAGAGCUGCCCGCGUCACAGCCGGAGCAGAUCAGCCGGCGCCGCUGGCUGCGUUUCCUCCCCAUCUGACCUUCCUGACGCCGUCUCCUCCUCCUCCUCCUCCUCCUCCUCCUUCCUGCUCCGGGUCUUCAGGGCUGCUCUCCCCGUGCAUUUGCUCCUCCUCCUCCUCAUCGGCCUGGCUUGCUUGGUUCCGAUGACGGAGCAGGACUACAGCUGCCACCACGCCAACAACUUUGCCCGCUCCUUCCAUCCGAUGCUGCACUACACCAACGGACCUCCACCGAUCUGAGGAGCAGCACUUCUUUUUUUUUUUUUUUUUUUCAUUUUUACUCACCUGCUGCUUUGCCAAGGACUCCGCUGACUCCUGUGAAUGUUUCCUCUUCACCUUGUGCCCAAGAGCAAAGAAGCCGUCUCCUGCUGGGGACCAACGAGUGUUAUGAAGGUGUAACGCUGACUCACUAACGCGGCGCGCCGUGAAAUCACCUCAACCCUUUAAAGAGAACUCCUUUAAACUCUUUCUUCUCAGUCCAAAUAUUUCCUGUUGUUUUAACUUUAUUGUAUUUUUUAGGGUUGCUGCUACUAUUUAUUUAGAGUUCAAUCAGCUAAUAUAUUGCUAGCCCACCUCCAGUACCUGUACAUUGUAGAGUAGGUCUGCAGUUUGAGUAGCAAUCACUCAGUUUCAGCGGCUUCGUUCCAAAAAAACGUUUUGGAAACGAAGUUUUCUGCUCGAAGAAGAAGCACUGAAGGUACUGCACUGAAACCCUCCGGCCAAGAAGACAGACCCCCCCUCCCCACGAGCUCCUAUUAUCAGUAUUUAAUGAAUCAGUGGGAGAUACGACAAAAUAUGCUAUGUUUGUUGUGUUAAAUGCCUUCUACUACAGGCAGUAUUUUUUUAUCCUUCUGUGUGAGCAUGCACUUAAACCCCCACUUCUUAAAAAAAAGCCAAACAAUCACUGGUAGUGUUUUAGUGGAGAUAACGUUCUUUAUAAUGACUGCGAGAAUUAUUCUGCGCUGGUGAGACAUCGGAAUCACAGCGUCGUCCAAGCUUAACCUGUAAAAUAUUAAAUAUGAAAAUAGUUAUUUAUGUAUGUACAGUUUGCUAAUUCAUAAAUAUUUCUCUCUUUGCAAAAAAAUAAAACAUCAAGUAUUUA
Molecule: messenger RNA, 27985 nt
Organism: Oryzias melastigma (Indian medaka)
Lineage: Eukaryota; Metazoa; Chordata; Actinopteri; Beloniformes; Adrianichthyidae
Gene: syne1a
Product: spectrin repeat containing, nuclear envelope 1a
Exons: 148
Coding region: 652-27123 (8823 amino acids)
Cellular component (GO): membrane
Molecular function (GO): protein binding
Source: RefSeq, a predicted model, not a curated record